AAAGCAAAAAUUAAUUUUUUCAAUUCGUGCGGAAGCUACAUAAGAAAAGGAGAAAAAUCUGAAAUUUGCAUUAAAAAUAAUACAGAUAAUAAUAAAAUAUUAAAUAAAUCAAAGUGCAUGUGGUAAAAUAUAUAUUUUAAAUAUAUUACAUUAAAAAUAACAUCACCAUGACGGUGACCAAUGGCGGCGGCAGUGGUGCUAACGCAAAUAGACCGCGUUGUUUCUUUGACAUAUCACUUGGUGGUCUACCCGUGGGCCGCAUAGUUUUUGAACUCUAUACCGAUGUGGCACCAAAAACUGCUGAAAAUUUUCGAUCAUUGUGUACGGGUGAAAAGGGCACGGGCCUGGUAACGGGAAAGCAAUUGCACUACAAAAAUGUCAUAUUUCAUCGUGUCGUCAAAGAUUUUAUGAUACAGUCUGGUGAUUUUUCAGCUGGCAAUGGUACUGGUGGCGAAUCUAUUUAUGGUGGUACAUUUGAGGAUGAAAAUUUUGAUGUGAAACAUGAACGUCCUUUUUUGCUUUCCAUGGCAAAUCGUGGUAAAAACACCAAUGGCUCCCAAUUCUUUAUUACUACACAACCUGCUCCACAUUUGGACAACGUUCAUAUUGUUUUCGGUGAAGUUAUAUCGGGUCAAGAUUUAGUACGCCAAUUAGAAGAUUUGCCAGUCGAUCGUAAUUCACGUCCUUUACAAGAUGCUAUUAUUAGUAAUUGUGGUGAAUUAGUGCGUCAGCUUAAAGUUAAAAAAGACAAGAAGAAAAAGAAACGGGCUGCCGCUUCAUCUGGCGAAAAUAAUUCUGCUAGUGAUUCAGAGACUGAAAAGCGUAGCAAGCGCAAGGAGAAAAAGAAGAAAAAGAAACGUUCUAAAUCUAGUGAUAAAGAAAAAUCUGAAUCGGAGAAAGAAAUUGAAGAAGGAGAAGCUACAGGUGACGAUGAAGAAGGUCAAAUACAUCCUCUAGUGACAGUUACCAAUAUCGAUCCAGAUGAGAUACCAGAGGUUUCCAAUAAAUUUCUUAUGCGCGAUGAUCGUUCUAAAAGAUCACUGGAAAAAGGGGAAGUUCGUGACAAUUCGCGGGACCGACAAGAAAAAACUGAAGUGCGAGGUUUUUUUGGUUGGUCAAAGAAAAAGGUACCGACAUCACGCAGCGGCCGCAUUAUCAAAGGAAGAGGUGUUUUCCGUUUUCGUACACCUUCCCGUUCACGCUCUCGUAGCAACACACCACCCCAUUGGAAGCGAGCACAAAAUCGUACUAUAAAAAUGUCCGACUUGGAGCGAAUUGAAGAGGAGAAGAAAAUGCGCGAAGAGGAAAUAAGGCGGCGAGAAGUUGAGCGUAAAAAACGUCACGAGGAGGCGUCCAAAAAUCCCAAUAAGUCUUAUUUUGAACUGUCUCAUGCCAGUUCGUAUGGCGUCAAAGAUGCUGAAGUCGCCGAAUCACCCGAGCGUAAUGAGUCCAAACGACGUCGUGAUGACAAACACGAUGAAAGGUCGAUUAAAGAUCGUAUUGGUCGCGUUGUGGAUCGUGAAAGAGAAAGGGAGCGAACUAAGGAUAAGACAGUCGAAAGAAGUCGUAAAGAUUCGAAAGGAGACAAAGACAAAAAAGAACAGCAGUCCCGUUAUGAGGAACGCAAGAAAACACCGGAACGUAAAAAGUCAGUUGAUUUGAAUGCCUUGGACUAUGAACAUCAACCGGACAGCGAAACAGAACUAGAUAACACAGGUGAUCUAGAUGAGUCUUUAAAUAAGAGAGCUAGAACGACUUCGUCAACAUCUGCAAAAGAUAAUCAGAAGACUUCAUCUUCAAAUAAUGAACGCAAGACCGAACGUAAUGACAAGGAGAGAAACCGUAAGGAUAGUACAGUGAAGGAAAAAGACCGGGAAAGGGAAAAAGAAAGAGAGAAAGAGAAGGGAAAGGAGAAACCUGUUAAACAAGCUCGUAAUUCGCGUUCUCGUUCUAAGUCACGUUCAAAAUCCAGGUCACGCAGUCAUUCUCGCUCUAAUUCAAGAUCUCCUUCACGUUCAAGACGUCGUCGUUCCCCUUUCCGCAAUGAUCGACGCAUGCCCAUGCGCCGUCAAGGAUUCCGUUCGCCUUUACGACGCAACAACUUCCGUGGUCGUAGAGGAAACCCGUUUGGCGACCGACGUCGUCGUUCCCGUUCUGGCGACCGUUUUCGCAAUCGUUAUCCUCUUUCACCUGUACGUCGACGUUCACCAGUGGAUCGCAGGCGUUCAAGAGAUCGUCGCGACCAAUCACGCAGUCGUUCACGCUCACGUUCUGCAGGACGUGAUCAGCGUGAUCGUGGAAGACUUGUGGCUGGUGGCGGAGGAGGUGGAGGUGGAGCACGAGAUCGCAGUCGUGACCGACGAACUAAAUCAAAAUCCAAAUCGCGAACCCCAUCGCGCAAUCAACGCCGUGUCAAUCGUUCAAAAUCGAGAUCACCUAAACGUUCACGUUCGCCUGAGCGUCGUCAAAGAAAAUCCAGCGAUCGUCACUCCUCACCAAAGAAAUCUAACGAACAAAACACAUCUGCCUCUAGCGCCAGUAUGUCUGAGGAAAAAGCCGCCCGUGAGAAACAGCAAAAACGUGCAGAAGCCCUUCUUAUGUUCAAAGACCACAUGCGCAAAGAGAUUGCCAAAGAAGAGGAGAAACGUGCUGAGCGACAACGCAUCGAAGACAUGGAAAAAGAAAAAACAGCUCGCGAAUUGGAACAGUUAGAACGUUUGAAACAAGAAACUCUAAAGAAACUAGAAGAACACGAGAAACUUAAGAAACUGACUGUUAUAGCAGCUGUGGCAGCCGCUGUUAGUUCUACCAACGAUGACAAAGAUGAAAAGUCACGCGACAAGAAAAAGAAGCGCAAGAAAUCAAAGAAACAUACACGAUCCUCAUCACCUUCAGACUCGCAUUGAGUUUCUUUAUAGUAAUUUUCCUUAUCAAUUACCUAACUCUCGAUAUGCGAGUUACAUUUUCCGGCAUGUGUUUUAUACAAUUUAUGAACAGAUUAGUAUCGUUGUGUGAAUAAAAAUAAAAACAAAUAAUGAAUGAAUUAAUAAAUUUUAUUUUCAUCUCAAUUCAAUUGUAAUUCGAUUAAGUAAUUCUUAAAAUAUUUUAUAAAUUAAAAAUGUUAUUUUUUUUUUUGCUGUAUUUCAUUUAUAUUGAAUGAAUAAAUUAAAUUGAAUUCAAGAUUUGAAAAGCAUUUUGGGAACUAAAAGAA
Messenger RNA from Calliphora vicina (urban bluebottle blowfly), 3211 nucleotides. RefSeq names its product Moca-cyp (gene Moca-cyp). The record is from RefSeq and is a predicted model, not a curated record. NCBI's taxonomy places the organism in Eukaryota, Metazoa, Arthropoda, Insecta, Diptera, Calliphoridae. The transcript is spliced from 8 exons. Gene Ontology annotation, molecular function: peptidyl-prolyl cis-trans isomerase activity. Gene Ontology annotation, biological process: protein peptidyl-prolyl isomerization. The coding region runs from base 168 to 2906 and encodes 912 amino acids.